This is a messenger RNA of Didymodactylos carnosus, 1369 nucleotides long. The record is from the annotation of a GenBank genome assembly. NCBI's taxonomy places the organism in Eukaryota, Metazoa, Rotifera, Eurotatoria, Philodinida, Philodinidae.
AAAACGCUUUAUUAAACGCUGUAUGAAAUACUCGAUUUUAGGACUUCUAGGAAAAUGCCUGUAACUUUUUGAUGCAAGGUCAUACAGAGUUGUGCGAGGUCUUAUUUUGAUCAGAAACAUUUGCUCUGCAAAGCUGUGUUUUCAAAAAAAUUUUAAUUGCAUAAGUAUCCAGGAAAAAACCAUUAUUUAAAGACCCAUUUUUUCGAGGCUCUUGGAAAACUUGCUCAAAAUCCCCGAGAAAUCAGUUUGUAACCAAAAGCAAUACAGAUUCUGGAAGUAGACACUUCAGGCUAUCUUUCCAUGUGUGUAUCUCAAAACCGAUUUUUUGACCGAAGAUCACCAUUUCUGAGGGGGGGGGGGCCCUUAAGCCAAUCAAAAGAAUAAAUAAUAAAAAUAGAUAUUUGACUCAGAACAUGGAUGAUUAAUCAAUCUAAUACUGAAUUCGAGGUACUCGAUAGUGUUCUUUUCUUUUGCCCAACAAAACUAAAUUGCUGACUUCAAAUAUCUUCCAUCUCUGAUUUCAGGUAAAAAUGAAUGGAAGUUUCCAAUUCAUACUUAAAAUUCUAUGUGUGCCAUCACUCUGCGUUCACUUCAUCCACAAUGCUUAAAGCAAUUAGCUGAUCUCACUGUCUCUCUCAAAGUAAUUUUGAAUAAAUAAAUUGAUUGAUUGCGUUUAGGUAAAGCAACAAAAUCAUAUCGUCUUACUUCUGACCAAUAUCUCUCAUCUGGAUCAGCAAUUGUACGUGAAGAUCAUUAUAUCGUUGGUGAAACAUCAAUUCCAAAUUUAGCCGCAAAUGCUACGUAUGAAUUUCAGUUAGGUGAAGAUGCUGAUAUUCAUUAUUUUCAUUCACAUAAAGAAAAAUCAAUUGUAACUGAGAUUGAUACAAUACAAACAAAUUUAACAUUAACACGUACAACAUUUGAAAUUCGUUUAAAGUUGAAAAAUUACAAGAAACGUCCAAUUAAUAUUGAAUAUAAACAAACAUUUAAUUAUCAACCACAUCAAUUUAAAUUUACUUCUGACGGAGGAGCAACAGUAAACGAUGCAUUUUUCUUAGAUAUUAAUGAUAAACAGCGAGUUGUAGCUAAAUUGCAUUUAAACAGUGAAGAAGAACGAGUAUAUACAUAUGCAAUUCAAACAAAUUUCAAAGCGAAACAAACUGCAGCUACAAUUCGUGAUUGGGGACUUGCAGAUAAAUUUAAAGACUGGGUUGACGUACAAGAACAAGGAAUCAGCAAUGAUUAUGCACGAUAUGUUGGCAAUGCAACGCACAAUUAUUUAUCUGUAGCAUUGGCAGGCUCAAACAAUGAACAUACUACUCCAGAUGAAUACAGAGAAAGUUAUGGAAGUGUUACGAAGAAUGAUUAA